CGGGGAUCUUUGAUGCCUAAAAUGAGCCGGUGGUUGUUUCACAUGACCAAACUUCAUUGCAAGGUGUACAGAGGCCUCAAGUAUACCAUUUGGCUAAUUACCCAAGAUCCGCCUAUCGCUGCUAGACAUGAAAAGGGUUCCCCCUGCUACAAGUUCUAUGAUAUUUCCCUUCUCCUCCUGCGCAUUCGCCUGUCGACGACAAGCUCUCGUUUUACUAUCGCGGCUAUACCUCUGCUGUCCUCACCAGAUUUUCAACGAGGCUGAACUCACCCGAAACUAUCGAAGGUACGCCCAUUUAGCUAAUGUUAUCGGCUGAUUACAGCCAGUCUUUUCUUAGAAGUUCUUGUUUGACCUCUCCUGCCCCUGUGCUGUUGGCCGAGGAACCUAUUUUAAUAAAGGAGAGAAAGAAACUAGAGAAGAAAAUGGCCGAGCUCUUUAUCGCCAUCUCUCAACCUCGGAACCAGACUCUGGGAACCUAUCACUGGGCUUUGUAUCUCCAGAUCAGCUCAACGGAGCACGCCGUAUUUCAAAUCGUCGGUGAUCCGUGCAACUUCAAAUACGAUGAGUCCUCUGCUGCUCCUCAAAACAGUAUCCACCAUAUAGAGAACAUCCGAGUCGCGGAGAUUGACCAUGUUGACCACUUUCGCCAAGUAGUCAAGGACCAAAAGAUCGAGAAUGAAAUGUACAACUGGGGUUGCCAGCAGUGGGUCCUGGAUGUAUUGGAGGCCUUGGUUGAAGAUGAUCUUCUUACGGACUAUGACCAUGAUGAGGCGAAGCUCAAGCUGGUCCCUCUGUUUGGAGUCCAGAUUGAGGAUAAGUAUGAGGUCUAG
Molecule: messenger RNA, 830 nt
Organism: Histoplasma capsulatum G186AR
Lineage: Eukaryota; Fungi; Ascomycota; Eurotiomycetes; Onygenales; Ajellomycetaceae
Exons: 1
Coding region: 423-830 (135 amino acids)
Source: RefSeq, a predicted model, not a curated record